GGUGUAACGCCGCUGCUGCGUGUGCCGCUACAUCGUGAUAUAUUUUUAUUAGUAGUAGUAGUAUUAUUCCUACCACUACUUUAAUUGUUUUCUGUGUCGCUGCGUAAGACCACUCUUUAUUCCUUUGUUGCUGUUUUCUUAAACUGUGUCGUUCGGCUCAUUUCGCGGCAGAUUCUGGAACGCAAACAUCGUCGUCCUCAACGGCAAAAGAGAAAUUCAGUAAAGGGCAACAUGCUCUUCGGCCAGCUUGUCUGUUAUGGCUGUCAGCACGUGCUCACGUACCCUCUCGGGGCCAUCUCCUGCCGCUGCCGGCUCUGCAACACCAUCAACGCGGCGCAGAACCUCCAACUUACCUGCGGCGCCUGCGGACAGGAACUCCACGCCCCGAUCAACACCCUCGCCUUCCUCUGCCCCUGCUGCGGUACCGUGACGGACAUCCCCGAAGAGCUGCUGCCCCCGUUGCCGAGCUGCGUGAACCUCGGCGACGGCACGGAGGAGAUGGAGACGACGAUGUACGUCUCGCACCCGACGCUGGCGCCGAUGGGACUGGCAGCGGCGGCGGCGUCGCCGGUGGAAGGGGACUCCUCUGCGCCAUCGCAUUCGUCGGCAUCCUCACCGUCGCCACCGCCUCCGUUGUCCGCAGGUCGGCACAAAGUGCCGCGGACGAUGCUCACACGAGAGGAACGGGAGGCGGUGCAAGAGACAGUAGACGAAGCCGCACAGAGAGGAGAAGAAAUUUAUGAUGAGGAUGGGGGGGAGAGCGACCCGGUGGCGGCGGCACGAGAGUCGGUUGUGCCAAUGCGUCUCGCACCGACGGUGAUGAUCGCCACUCGAAUCUUGUAA
Molecule: messenger RNA, 843 nt
Organism: Leptomonas pyrrhocoris
Lineage: Eukaryota; Euglenozoa; Kinetoplastea; Trypanosomatida; Trypanosomatidae
Exons: 1
Coding region: 232-843 (203 amino acids)
Source: RefSeq, a predicted model, not a curated record